Messenger RNA from Closterium sp. Naga37s-1, 2211 nucleotides. The record is from the annotation of a GenBank genome assembly. NCBI's taxonomy places the organism in Eukaryota, Viridiplantae, Streptophyta, Zygnematophyceae, Desmidiales, Closteriaceae.
AUGGUCAUGGACGAUCCCUCGCUGCGCGCGCUGACCGAGGCAACGGCCGGUGCAGUGGGUGGCCUGCUGAGCACCACUAUCCUAUACCCGCUUGACACGUGUAAAACGAGAUUUCAAGCGGAGGCGGCUUCAGAUGGACGAAAACGAUAUAACAACAUCGCGGACGUGCUGCGCGAGGCAGUGGCGAGCGGGGACAUAUCGUCUCUAUACGCGGGGCUGGCGACGAAGAACAUGCAGUCGGUGCUCACGGGCUUCGUCUACUUCUACGCCUACUCCUUCUUCAAGACGCGCUACCUCGCCUCCGCGCACCAGAAGAACCUCGGCCUGCUCGCCAAUCUCACCGUCGCCGCCUCCGCCGGCGCGUGCACCGCCGUCGUGACGCAGCCGUGGGACACACUAUCGGCGCGCAUGCAGACGAGUCGGCCGGGCGAGGGCAAGGGGUUCGUGCAGAUGCUGCGCGAGGGCGGGCUCGCGCACGCAUUUGACGGGCUCGGCGUGUCGCUGCUGCUCGUCUCCAACCCCGCCAUCCAGUACACCAUGUUCGAGCAGAUCAAGACGCGCUGGCUGCGCCGAAACGCCACGCUCGCAGCGACAGCGGACACCUGUGGUCCGCCGCCAGUCCUGUCAGCAGCAGCAGCGUUCAUCAUCGGCGCGCUCUCCAAGACCAUCGCCACCAUCGCCACAUACCCUGCCAUCAGGUGCAAGGUGAUGAUGCAGCGGGCAGAGACGGAGGAGGAGAAGCAGCGCCGGGCAGCAGGAGACCUCACGGCUGGCCCUCCAAAGUCCAUGGCCCUGGCGAUGCGAGUCAUAUGGCAGACGGAGGGACUGCCGGGGUUCUUCAAGGGCAUACAGGCGCAGAUUCUCAAGACAGUGCUGUCGUCCGCGCUCAUGCUCAUGAUCAAGGAGCAGGUCUCCUUCACCUCGCGCUCCCUCGUCCUCGCCAUCCACCGCUCCCUCUCCUCCCUCUCCUCCUCCUCUUCCUCCUCCGCCUCUGCAGCAGCACGCAGGUCUGCUGCUGCCGCUGCUGCUGCGCUUCCAGCGCCUGUGAAGGCAGUUCCUGUUCAGGUUGCGGUGACCCGUACACCCCCUGCUGCUGCUGCCGCUGCUGGUCCCGCUUUACAUCAUAGUCUCCCUGUGGCGUCUGCUCCUGCUCCUAUGGCCGCUGUGGCAGCAGCUGCAGCAGCAGCAACGGCAGGGUCGACCAGAAGCUCUGCUCACUCUCACGUGCCUGCAGUUAGGCCGUCUGCCCCUGCUGCUCACUUCACUACCAGCCACUCACCGGGCAUUGUGUUUGCUCCCUCGGUGCUGCCACCCCCCACAUCCACGCUACACUUGCAUGCGGCAGGGUCACCGAUGCAAAGGCCUGGGGGAAGCAGAGCAGGGGGUGCAUUUGACCGGUCAUCAGUUGGAGAUAACCUUGUUUCCGUUUCACAUCCUACAUUCACUCCUUUCCCCACUCCCCUUCCUCUCAACGCCUCACUUCUUCGCUCUCGCUCCUCCCCACAUCUCCCUCAUCUUACCCUCCCCCCUUUCUCCCCUCCCUCGUUUUUCCCCCAUUUCUCCAAAUCCCCCCUAAACUGCUCAUCAGAGACCCACGAGUUCGCGCGAGCAGCAGUGGCGGCGUAUGCAGUGGGGUGCACGGAGGAGGGGCUACGGCGGGAGCUCACUGCACUGCUCUCCGUACAACCCCCCGAUCCUCCCUCAACAGCAGCAGCAACCGAAGGAGCAGCAGUAUCUGAAACAGCAACAGAAACGGGAGCAGCAGCAUCCGUAAUGGACACAGAAGCAAGCGCUGCAGAGGAAAAGGACUUGUCAUUGUCGUCCUUGUCAUUUCCCUCGUCUGUGCCAUCCGCAGCAGAUGUUUCCGCAGAAUCACGGCAUGAGGUGCAGGAGUGUGUGCUGUGGGUGGCGAUAGUGUUUGUCACGAUAGCGGUGCUACCGCAGCCUGUGGUGACGCGGUGGGCCAUGUCCAAGGCAGCGUCACCCGAUUCGCACGUGCAGUGGAAGGGCUUCUGCUCGCUCAUUGCCAACGCUUACUACACACAGGGCAUGGCCUGGUACUCGGUGGGGCGGCUGCAGAUGGAGCAGAUGGCGGUGGCGGGGGUGGCGGAGCCAGCAGCGGUGGUGGCGGACAGAAUGCGCCUCGUCUUCACCACUCUCGAGGUCGUCGACCCCCGAUGGGGGGGCCUGCAAGACUUCCCCACGCUCUGA